UCAAAGACCAAAACAAACGCUCAGCGAGCGUCAAACAUGCAGGCGCAAAAUCUAUCUAUAAAAGGACGUUAACCAAACUAACAACAGGAGAGAAACUUGCGAAACUACCCCUCCGGAAGAUCUCUGCCCCCAUGCCAAAUUGCUCAUACUGUCUUUCCUUUUUUCUCUUCAUUUUCUUCUCUUUUUUCUUGGUUGGCUUCACUGUAAAAGCGGAAACUGCUGGAACUGGACGAACCUGGGAUUCGACGAGGUUGGUGUACAAUGCCGGUGUAGUUCUAGAUGUGAACUCAAAAAUGGGUGCUAUGGCAAACAUAUGUUUGUCCAUGGCUCUUUCAGAUUUUUAUGAUCAACACCCGAAUUAUGGAACAAGAUUGUCUCUGCAGAUAUUGGAUUUGCUUGAUGGCGUCGCUGCAGCUUCAUCGGAACAUCUACCACAACAAUCAAAUGAAGCCUCGUUUGCAAUAAAACUAGGAGAAUGCUCUUCGCAUUCUUAUUUUAUCAGAACGGCCUUGUCUGACUUCUCUUGCCUUGCAAAAGCUACGGUUUCCAUUUUGGAAAAGUUCGAAAGGAACGAAGUCAUACUCCUAUAUGAAGACAUCAAAUAUGGUCAUGCGAUUGUCCCUUAUUUAACCGAUGCAUUAGAAAAUACGGGCAUUCAGGUAUCACACAAGAGAGCAAUCCCCACCUCUGCCCAAUGUUUUCAAAUUUUAGAGGAGCUGGAAGUGCUGAUGACCCUGCAAAGUAAGGUAUUUGUGGUGCACAUGACUACAACACUUGCCUCUCGUCUGUUUCUUGUUGCAAACAAGGCAGGAAUGAUGAGAAAAGGUUUUGCAUGGCUUGUGACAGAUGUUUUAUCCAACUUUGUAGAUACCAUGGAUCCUCUAGGUCUUGACUCAAUAAAGGGUACUGUAAUAGGCGUGAGGCCUUAUGUACCCAAGACGAAAGCUCUCGAGGACUUCAAAACGAGAUAUAAUUCUUUAUCCUUGAUGAAGCAAAACAGCGGGCCAAGCGAGCUGAAUCUCUUCGGUUUGUGGGUUUAUGAUACAAUUUGGGCAUUAGCUAUGUCCGUGGAGAGAAUUGGGACUGUGAAUUCUGGUUUCUUGAAGGAGAAGAAGGACAGGACUUCAGCAGACGCACAGAUUUCAGAAAAAGGUCCAAGAAGAAUACUUGAGGAAAUCUCGAGCACUAGUUUUCGGGGGAUCAGCGGAGAUUUUGACUUAGUUAAUGGGCAGUUGCAGCCUUUGGAAUUCGAAAUAUUUAAUUUAACCGGAAAAGGAGAGAAAAUGAUCGGCUAUUGGACUCCUGACCUGGGAAUCUCUAGAAAUUUGGGUUCAGCUAGAGCAGCGUAUCCAACUUCUAGGAACAAGCUCAAAGAAAUCAUUACACCUGGAGACACCCGAAGAACACUCAAGAUAAAUGAUAGGCCUGCGGUUGGAAAAAAGUUGAAAAUAGGGGUUCCAGUUACGACAGGGUUCAAAGAAUUUGUGAACAUACAUCCUGAGGAUAAGAAAGGCGAUAAAUUACCAGGGUUCUCCAUAGAGGUUUUCAAAGCUGUAUGGGAGGCCAUGGCCAUACGUCACACUACUGAUUACGAAUUUGUAACCAUUGACGGACCUAAUUACGAUAAUCUUUGUUGCAAAGUUAAAGAUAAGAUAAUCGACGCUGCUGUGGGAGAUAUCUCGAUUGUGGCUAGCAGGACAAGUUGUGUUGAUUUUACAUUGCCAUAUUUGCAGUCCGAGGUGACCAUGCUCAUAAAAGUUAGCCACGAUGGGCCAAAAGACAUGUGGAUAUUCUUGAAGCCUUUGAGCUGGGAUCUAUGGUUGACAAUCAUCUUCAUCUGCAUUUUCAUAGGGAUUGUUGUUUGGGUUUUAGAGCGUCGUGCAAAUACUGAUGUUAAUGGAUCACCCCGAAAGCUGCUCAGCAAAAUUUGUACGCUUCCAUUCCUAUCCGUGGCGAUCCCUCAAAGAGAUAUGGUAGUAACCGACUGCUCAAGGAUGGUAUUGCUCAUAUGGAUAUUUUUGGCAUUCAUUUUGAUGCAGAGUUACACUGCAAACCUGUCUUCAAUAUUAACAGUAAACCAGUUACAGCCGCCGAUCCCGACUAUCAAAGAACUCAAAAAAUGUCAUGUCGGUUACCAGAAUCAUUCAUUUGUAAGAGGUUUGCUGAUAAAUCAGUUUGGGUUCGAGAAGUCUAUGCUCAUACCAUAUGACACUGCUGAAAAUUAUGAGGAGGCCUUGUCCAAGGGAUCUGACAAUGGGGGAGUUGAUGCCAUCUUUGAUGAAAUUCCCUAUAUUAAACUCUUUCUAGCCGAACAUACUACUGGUUACAUGAUGGGUGGACCUAUCUACAUAACCGAUGGUUUAGGUUUUGCAUUCCCUAUAGGCUCUCCUCUUGUUGCUAAUUUUUCGAGGGCAAUCUUGAAUUUCACUCAAGGACAAUACAUGUCCUCCAUAGAGAAAAAGUAUUUUGGUAAAAUAUCCAUAGAUCGAAACGAGGCUGGGCCACUCUCUUCCAGUAGCCCUAGUCUAACUUCAAGAAGCUUUGCGGGCCUGUUUAUCAUCAUUGGGAUCGUUGUAUUGUUAGCCUUGGUUGUCUCCGAAAACCAUAUAUUUGGAAGACUUGUCCGAAAAUACAUCUUUCGUAAUUCUGACCAUGUCUCGCGAUCUGGAUUAAGGGUUCAACCUCCAGCUGAGAUAAGUACUGUUGUUAGCAUUCCUCCUGAAAUCAACGAUAUUGAAGAAUGUCAGGAUUCUAACCAGAGUGAUAGAGAUGAAUCUAAAGAAGAAGAAGACAAAUUGGAAGUUCACUCAUCAUAGAAAUUAGCAGCUAGUAUCAGGGCAUUUACACAUACUGCAAUCACAUUUUCAAGAGAAGGUAUGAAUUGCCCUACAUAUGUAAAAAUCCAUUCUCACACAUACCUAUGUAUUUGCAUCAUGUAUAUGCUAAUGUACUGAUAAUAACAUGUGUAAGAUAAGAUCCACUUUGUACAAAUAUAUGCCAUUAAUGAUUAGUUGAUUAUUUGUGUAAGGCUGGCAAGUGACUAGAAAAGUAGUUUUAUCGUCAACUUUAUUCAGGUUACGAGGAAAUACAUCCAAAUAUUUUUCCAUGGUAAAAAGAUUACUAUG
This is a messenger RNA of Durio zibethinus, 3125 nucleotides long. NCBI's taxonomy places the organism in Eukaryota, Viridiplantae, Streptophyta, Magnoliopsida, Malvales, Malvaceae. The record is from RefSeq and is a predicted model, not a curated record.